Molecule: messenger RNA, 3882 nt
Organism: Protobothrops mucrosquamatus (brown spotted pit viper)
Lineage: Eukaryota; Metazoa; Chordata; Lepidosauria; Squamata; Viperidae
Gene: TRIR
Product: telomerase RNA component interacting RNase
Molecular function (GO): 5'-3' exonuclease activity; 3'-5' exonuclease activity
Source: RefSeq, a predicted model, not a curated record
AUGGCCGGGGUGCCAGGCGGGGAAGGCCCGGCUUCCGAGGCGGCCGGAUCGGGCGGCGUGAACGUGUUCGCCAACGACGGUUCCUUUCUGGAGCUGUUCAAGCGGCGCAUGGAGGAAGCCGCUGGGUCGGGAGGAAAGAGCGGAUCAGAAACGGCGGUCGCCGGGGCCGAGAAACAGAAAGAGAUCGAACCGCGGCAUCCCUUCACCCAGGUGGGCAAGCGGAGAGGGGGCAGCAAGCUAGCCCUGAAGACAGGAGUGGUAGCCAAGAAACAAAAGACAGAGGAGGAGGUUUUGACAAAUAAAGGAGAUGCAUGGGCGAAAUAUAUGGCUGAAGUGAAAAAGUACAAAGCCCACCAGUGCAGUGAUGAUGAUAAAACCCGGCCUUUAGUGAAAUAACUUUUAUCUCCAGCCUGGACUGUCUGUGAUGUACAUAAUUAUUUAAAAUAUCAAAGGAUUAGUGCUGUCCCACAAGACUGAAUGCUGCCAUGGCAGCAGGAGACUUGCCAUACUUUUAUAUUUGAAAAUUUAGAGCCUCCUUCACUGAUUCAUUUAUUGUUUUCCCCUUCUUCUGAGAACUAAGAACUUUGACUUAAUUGCCAGAUUUUAAUUCGUAACACCCUGUCUCUAAAUAGUGGAAUUGGUCUGACAUUUCUUUCCCAGAAUCAUCAGGCAAAAACAUACCAUUGCUGAUAAACUUUCAGCAUUGAGUCUUUGCUUAACAUUAACACCUGAACUUUCUACUAUAGGACAUGCUAAGAAGUUCUCUUUAUCAAAUUCAGUACCUCUUACUGCUGAAGAUAAAUUUAAAAUGUGGUUGCAAAUAGUCAAUCUGUACUGCAGACUGUAAUAAUUCCAGAGCUUGAAGUAAUCCCUCUCUGUUCACUAUGAAAGACAAAUGAAUCUGGAUCUCGAUUCACUUAAUGUCUCACAGUUCUGUAGCUGCAUUUUUGCCCGUGUUGUUCAUUCCCUACUCCAAUUUCACUGCAUAUUGCAGUGAAUUAUGGAGUUUUGUAUUUAAUUCCAGCUGCUGCUUAAGCUUUUUCCUAGCCUUUUCCUAUGCAUGCUCCAAUCUAAUUCUGGGGGGGAUAUCCUGUGCCUGUUUACUAUCUAAGAAGCAAAACACUUGGUCUGUUUUUGUACCAAGUAUUACAUAUUUGAGAAAAUCAUUAAAAUUACCAUAGGUGCUCUCUGCAAUGAAUUUAAUUUUAGAUACUAUAAUUUUAACUUUCGACUGCUCCUGUGCCCCCACUCCUAGGUGUUAUGAGCAGAGGUCCUUGGCUUUGAAAGAAAGAACUUGGGUCUAUAGCCAUUGUAUUGAUAAUGGUUUGUUGCAUGGAUGGGACCUAUGCUCUUUCAUCACUUGUUUACUUAUGCUGAGUUUGAUUUCUUAUAUUUCCAUAAAAUACUGUUAAAAUGGAAAGCACCUAAUAAGACACUGAAACUGGGCAUGACAAUUUGAUAUAAAGGCUUAUGGUACAUUCCCAGCAAUCAAUUUCAAGUCAGGAAAUACUAAGGAGAUCUUCUGUUUUCUGGCUGGCAUAGAAAAGUUUUUUUUGUUGUGCUGGAAUUGGGUUUCACUUCUAAAUGUUAUCCAGUUUGUGUCAUUUCCUUUUAACAGAUUGGGCUGAUUUUUGAGCUGCACUAUUAAUGCGAUAUUCACAAAGAUGGAUUUGUACUCUGGAGAAAAACAAACUGAGGUUGAUCUCACUGUUUGAGUCUAUUUUUUUCUUCAAUCAACACUGUUCAUCACUGGACCAGAUCUAUUAAAUAAGUUUCUGCCACGAAAAGGCCAUUGGUUUCCAGUAUAUCUUGGGCCUUUGUGUAAUGCAUCUGAAGAACAAUGCUUUCUUUAGAUUGGGGUUAAGCAUUUUUGCUGGAAUUUCACAUAAAACAUCUGAGUGUUCUUUAGUGUAACUAAGAAUUCUCAUUACAUAACAGGUUUUUCAUGCACAUGCACAAUGAGCAUGUAGGAGCUGCUUCUGAAUAUGGUAAGGGAGUGGUUAGACGAAAGAAAAAUUCUGUUUUUGCCUCUCAUAAUAUCAUGAGAGAUUGCUGUUAAAACAUCAGAAAAAAAUAAAGGUUUGGUAUUUUAUUUCCAGUCUCUUGUAAAGUGAUGGCAAUUUUCUUCUUUGUUAUACGCUUGAUCAGGCUUUCUACUUUAUUGCUUUUUAACUUCCACAGCCCAGAUUAGAGUACUAAUAAUCAUCCUUAAUACAGCAAUAGCUUUUUAAAUAAUAGAAUUUUGUUGUGGAUAUUUAUUGAUAUAUGUUUCCCAUAUAUAUUUUUUCUGGAUGGCAUUAUUUAUACAUUAUACAGUCAUUAAAACUGUUUAUUGCAGGUAUAACCAUAGCAUCCAGAUUUCCCUUUGCUUAUGGGGUAAUAACUCUUUAAAUACAAGUGAUAGUGAUCAAUAGUUAUCAGAAGAUUGAAAGAUAAAUGAAGAGUUGUCUGCACUUAAAUUAGAAUUAUUUUCCAUGAAUAUGCAUGGUAAAGUUAAAAGAAAAAUGGAUUGAUUUUCUUAUUGUGAUUGUGCAGAACAUCCAUAAAGUAGUUUUUCUAAAUUGUCGUGGUUUGCACAUGCAUAGCAACUACUACUAGGUUCAUGCACUGUGCUAAGCCCAAAUGAGACAAUCCAUGUUAAAGCUUACCACAUUGCAUAAACAUAGCUAUAAUUACAUAAUAGAAAAAAUGCACUUCUGUCUAUAAACCAGUGAAAUGUAGUUUGCUUUCAGUUACAAUGAAAAAAACAAUGCAUUUGCCCUUUUCUGAGUUAUAUUUUGAAAAAAAUAAGCAGUUAACGGAGCAAGUAAAAAGCACAGUAAGCGGAACAUGAAAACAGUUCCUUUCACAGUACACAAGCAAUUGCUCAUAUUUUCCAAACGUAUGUUGACUAUUACAUGUACUUUGUAUUUUGAAAUGUUAUAUCUUUUACUAAAUAAUGAUUACUGCUAUUCAUAAAUGAGUUCAUUUCUACUGCCCAAGGUAUUUUCAUAUCAAAGUUACAAUUUUGGGUCAUAUUAUUAGGCUUAAUAAGUCAUAUUAGCCACAUGGAAUUGAAAGUGCCUCUGUUCUGUGGAUUUUAUAAAUUAAAUAGAGCAAUUUCCUUGCCAAGUGAUUCUUUGGGAUAUAAAAUAGAAGUUGUAAUUGAUACUUCUCCUUAAGUGAUAGUCCCUUAUUGCAGGCACCCAUCUUCCUGUUCUUCUAUUUUUUCUCCUUUUUCUUUUUGAUUUUCCAAACCAGUAAGGAAAAGGGGCUUUAAAUAUCCUUACAUGCAACACUGGAGAUAUAAUCUAAUGUCUUAAAAGUGGCUAUGCCACUUUUUAAGUCAUUUACCGUAUAUAUUGCCUGCUCCAAUGUUCUAAGUGGCUUCAGAGAAUUCAUAGAUGCAGUGAAAUGUUGGGCACAGUAUUGUACCCUAUAGGAAUUUGCUUGGCCUGAAAGAUAUGCCAUGUUGUUUUCCAAUUUCUUCAGUAUUAUGAUUUAUUAAAUACAGAUUUUGGUGGUCUGUAUGAAGCAAUCCUAGUAUCUCUAAACAGCAGUGAGACAAUAGGCAGCAGAACAUGCUGGCUAGAUUAUACUAGUAACUGAAAUAGUGUGUUCCAUCUUUACUUCUGCCACUUUUUUGUGGUGAACUUGAAAAUGAAGAUACAGGUGAUACCAAGGAAUGAGAUAACAUGGGGCAAGGGCUUUUAGACAGAAAUGUACUUUAAAAGAGGGGUCUCCAACCCCCUAUCCCACAGAUUGCUACUAGUUCAUGGCCCUUUGGCAACUGGACCACGAAACCAGACAGGUUGGAGAUCGUUGCUUUAAAAUAUGGAUUCUAUUCACUUCAAUCAUAGAAAUGGUAUCAUGGGCAAGGAAAACCUUACCUCUUCUCCCUCU